CACGCGUUUCACUUCUUAUCUUGUUUAAUUUAACACUCGUCCAAAAUAAUUUGACUCAAUUUCCAAUAAGUGUUAAAAAUGUGGCACAUUUUUCUUAUCUCUCAACUGAGACAAUAUUUUCCGUGAUAAGUGCUAUUUGAACACUGAGUACGAAGAAUUAUUAUUUUUAUACGGGAUGGUCGGAGUAGGAGGGAUUACCUUAGAUCUCGGCAAACUUUGCAGCAGUUGUUGAUUGUAGUUGGCUGUGACAAGUUUCAGAUCAGUGAUAUCAAGCAUCGAGGCGGCGACGACGCUCCGAUUAUGGCCUCCUUCAGCUGGCUUUGCCCCCUUGUGGCCCUCACCCUCCUCACCCUAACCACCGCCCAAUUCAGCGACUACUCUGAUCUCCGGGGCCCUUACUGCCAACGGCGGGGCUGUUGCCCCGGCCGCCAAGACGAUUGUUCCGAGCCUAUUUUAGGUACAUUGUGCUACUGUGACGAUUUCUGCAACCGGACACGAAACGAAGAUUGUUGUCCCGACUUUUGGACGCAUUGCAAGGGCCUUCCGCCCCCGCCCGAGCCCCCAUCCCCCAUUCUAGGGUGCACGUACGAAGGGAGAGUGUACCCCCUUAACAAACAAAUUAAGAAGAAUUGCAAUGUCUGUAAGUGUGAAAAAAUGGGCCAGAAUCAGGCCGAUAUGUUGUGCGAGCAGCACCAGUGUUUGAUUGAACCAUCGAUUACGGAAGCAAUUAACUCUAAUUAUGCCAAUUAUGGAUGGAGUGCUUCGAAUUAUUCGAAAUUCUGGGGCCAUAAGCUGGAAGAAGGGAUUAAAUUAAGGUUAGGGACUCUCCAACCGCAGCGUUUUGUCAUGCACAUGAACCCGGUGAGGAGGAUUUACGACCCAAAUUCUCUCCCAAGAGAAUUCGAUUCGGAAUUUAAGUGGCCUGGAUGGAUGUCAGAAAUACAGGAUCAAGGGUGGUGUGGCUCCUCCUGGGCCAUAACCACGGCUGCGGUGGCGUCAGACCGCUUUGCAAUUCUGUCCAAAGGCCGCGAAAAAGUAACUUUAAGUGCCCAACACCUCCUCUCGUGUGACCGAAGAGGCCAACAGAGCUGUAACGGGGGUUAUUUGGACCGGGCCUGGUCUUACAUCCGCAAAAUCGGAUUGGUCGACGAGCAGUGCUUCCCCUACAGUGCGACCAAUGAAAAGUGCAGAAUCCCAAGACGUGGCGACUUGGUUACUGCCAACUGUCAACUUCCGACCAAUGUUGACCGCCGCUCGAAAUACAAGGUGGCCCCAGCGUACAGAGUGGGCAACGAAACCGACAUCAUGUACGAAAUUUUGCAUUCCGGCCCUGUUCAAGCGACAAUGAAGGUCUACCACGACUUUUUCACUUACAAGCGGGGGAUUUACCGCCACUCGCCCAUCUCGACCAACGACCGAACCGGCUACCACUCGGUGCGAAUAGUGGGCUGGGGCGAGGAGUACUCGCCUGAAGGGCUCAAAAAAUACUGGAAAGUGGCCAACAGUUGGGGCCCCGAAUGGGGCGAAAACGGCUAUUUCCGCAUCCUUCGUGGGUCGAACGAGUGCGAGAUUGAGUCGUUCGUUUUGGGGACUUGGGCCGAAGUCGAGAACAAGUUGCUGUUGCGCAACGAGAUUUAAUCAAACAAGUGCCAUUGUGUUCGAAAAAUUGCCAUUUUACUUCGUAACUGCCAUGUUAUGUGUUCUGACAAAUUCAUCGCAACUGUUUUUUUUAUUUAUUGUGAGGCGACGAGCGAAACAACUCAAUUUUGUGGCUUCGUAUGCUCGUUGUCACUUCGAUAUUACAUUUAUUAUGUUACGUGUGAAUACUAAUUCGCUGUUAAAUCAUCGUAUAUUUUUAUAUGUGUAAAAAUAUGAAUAAAAUUUUUACUAAU
This is a messenger RNA of Tribolium castaneum (red flour beetle), 1892 nucleotides long. It is a transcript of the gene Swim, whose product is annotated as Secreted Wg-interacting molecule. The transcript has 7 exons. The record is from RefSeq and is a predicted model, not a curated record. Gene Ontology annotation, cellular component: lysosome. Bases 301 to 1638 code for a protein of 445 amino acids. Gene Ontology annotation, molecular function: cysteine-type peptidase activity. Gene Ontology annotation, biological process: proteolysis. Lineage: Eukaryota; Metazoa; Arthropoda; Insecta; Coleoptera; Tenebrionidae.